This is a messenger RNA of Sphaeroforma arctica JP610, 2602 nucleotides long. RefSeq lists its product as hypothetical. The transcript has 4 exons. The coding region runs from base 7 to 1836 and encodes 609 amino acids. Lineage: Eukaryota; Ichthyosporea; Ichthyophonida. The record is from RefSeq and is a predicted model, not a curated record.
CUCACAAUGGUUGCCACACAACACGCUUCGCCCAUGGCGGCUGGUGUUCUUAAGAACCUUGAGAGUGGUCUGGCACCUGCUAAGGCUGCUCCCCCAGUACGGCCUACAAAACCCUCUACCGAAAUAAUGAAACAACUAGAACAGGCCAAGGCCAAUUCCCAGGCCAACUCGCCCGCCCCUAAAAGGCCACCUCUGCCCAAAGAGACAUCAGCGCUAGUAGAGCCGGUCAAAGCCACCUCACAGCCAAAUUCGCAAGCACCAAAGAGACCUCCUUUGCCAAAGGAGAUGCAGAAGAUCAAGGAGAGAAUAAACACUCACGAAGAGAAGGUUGGCGAUGUAGGUUCAGCCCAGAAGGAGGCCGACAUCAGCCAACCUGCUCAUCGAUUUCUGGUGUCGAUGCAAGGCCAUGGAUACCCCUGGUCACUCGUUACGGAGCCAAUGGUAGGGCAGCCCCAAGCAGCCUCAUCUGAACACGCUGAGGUCGUGACUCUGCCCGUCGAAGCUUCGAAUACCGGCCCUGCCAAAGAUAUCACAUCUUCACCUGUGGUGUUGACGCAAGAGAGAUUAGCUGGCACGGUAGAUGUACCCGCCUAUAGAUUUAUCAGCACAAUGGCCGGUCACUAUGGCUUCCCGCAGACUCAUGCUGUUGUAGGCGCUCAGAUAAAAAGGAAGGAACAGCAUGUUCACAAAGAUAGCCAGAUGGCCAAAUUAUUCACAUCCAUGAGUAUCAAAACCAAGACGUUUGUCAAUUCCGUGAUGACGCACAAGCCUACAAAGGCCGGUAAGAACAAGCAGGCACGGAAUACCGAUGCAGUUGUACCAGCGUACCGUUUCCUUACCUCUAUGCAAGGCUAUGGAUAUCCGAUCACUCACACAGUCAUGCCUGUUGUCCCGAAGACUGCCGUGGCUGAUACUGCUACCCAGAAUGAUCUCGUUGUUCCCGCUUACAGGUUCAUGACUAGUAUGCAAGGCCAUGGCUAUCCCUACACUCCCGCCAUGUCUCCCAAGGAAGCUGCUAAAGCAAAAAGGUCAUUCAUGGAAUCCGUGAUGGGUGGUGCCACACACUUGAUUAAUUCCAUCAAGUCAUCAACCAAGUCGGCAAAAACGGCAUUGCCCUCCACUGACAAGGUAGACGACGGUAAUAAAAAGAGUGGACCAGCUGUGCCGGCAUACCGGUUCAUGACCUCUAUGCAAGGUCAUGGAUAUCCUGUCACAAACAUGGCCUCACGCAGCAGCUCUUUGACGGCCAAGAAGCAACCACCAGCGAAGCGCAAGUCCAUUAUGCAGGAAUUCAUGGGCAAGUUAACUGAUGUCAAGGGUGGCAACCACAAAAUCGCUAAAGUGCUAGAACCAGUCGAGAUUCCUGCAUACAGGUUCAUGACCUCCAUGCAAGGCUACGGGUACCCAGUUGUACCCCGUUCUCCAACGGCUGAAAAGCCGCCUACUCGACCAAACGGUCACCCAGCCCCAUUCAAGGUUUCCAUAGACAAAGUGUGUGUAGAAGCACAUAAGGAGGCGGAGGGAGAGAGCUCUAAGAAGGAUAUAGAAACUCAGCAGUUGGCUAAGAACAAGCCGCAGCGCCCAAAAUCGCUCGAGAAACAGAACGGAUUCAUGAAGUUCUUCAAAAAAUUGACGACGAAGACCACUAAGCCUGCGAGUGCAAAGGCCAGCAAAGAGAGUCUACAUGAGUCUGCAGAGCACAAGAACAAGAGCAAGGGAAAGGCAAAGGGCAAAGAAGCGGAGCAGACUGUUGAGGCUCCCAAACCACAGGAAGAAAUUACUGAUAAGGAAGACACGGUUGUUGAGGACAAGAUUGAGACGCCCAAGACUGAGUAAGAAAGGUACAUUUUGUUGUUAGAAUAGACGCUAAGGAUGCAAGAUCCUCUGAUAUUUUUUAGGGUGAUGUGAGGUAAUUAUGGCUGGCAAAGGUAUUGGUGCUCGAAGGACCCAUGCCCCCCUUCCGACUCACAUUCCUAUCCGGUGGCUUGGAUUAUUUUACACUAUUUCGAGAUAACUCCAUCGCGUCCUGUACUGAUAAUUAGUCGCAAGAGCCACUGCUUAUAUCCACACGGUGCCUAGUCGUUGGCCAUGAGCAUAUCUAGAAUGGCUCCGUCUCGACCCACAGUACCAAGCUUAGCGAUCGAAGUACGAUCCUGGCAUAUACAUACGUAUCAUGGAAGUCCGAACAAAUUUGCAGAGGAGGGCUGUCUUGCUGGUAGCAACAACACGCCCUAUAAUAAAUAUAUAAGUAAAACCUUAAUAGUAAUCCCGCUAUAUAGCCUAUGCACCUUGUGUAUCCUAGUCGCUGACUAUCGUUACGUAUACAGUAUGUCUGUCAGAUCCUAUUCAUUUUUCUGUUAAGCAAACCUAGCUUGUGAUGCACUCCCAGACACUAGGUAUCGAAUAGCAAGAAUGUGCACUCAAAGUGAGCGCCACAUCACCGUACAGUCGAAUGUCGCUGCCAAAAUAAAAGAAGAACUGCAGUAUGAUAGCCAACUUGCAUAAAUGUCUCCAAGGAUGUGUACACUCUAAAGAGAGUUAAGAACAAAUUCACUUAUCAGUAAAACACUAACCAAUGCUACAAUAUUGCGUGAAAUACAAC